ACAACAUCACAUUUUUGGAUGAAGCAGCUACCCAUUAAAAUUAUUUUUAAUAUUAUUUUAUCUGCUCGACUAGAUCAUAAAUUUGCGAAAUAUUAUAUUUUUAUAUAUUCAAAUGUUUUAAAUUAGAAAAUUUUAAAACUUAAAAACAUAUGUGUAAAAAUCUCGAUUCCAUACAGAAGUGUUUGCGGGCAAAAAUCUAGUAUAGAUCGCUUUGUACAUUUUGAGUCUAACCGUCUUUCACAAAAUUUUUUAUGUUUUUGCACGUUUUAACAAAUCGGAUGAUUUUAAAUAAAUAAAAUUAUUAAUGUGUAAUGAGUAUGGUCAUGACUGGAGAUAAAACUAUGGAAAAUAAAGAUGAAUCAAAUAAAGUCACGGUUCUGGCAAAAAAGGUUGAAAUCGCUAUAAAAAACAUAAUGGCUAGGUCUAAAGGGAAAAAAGAUAAAUAAUAUAAUAUAAAAAACUGGAAUGUGAAAGAUUUUUAAAAUUAUUCAAUUGAGCGUAUUCACUAUAUUUAACAUACGCCUUAUAUAAUGGAAUCCGGCUCAAUUAAUCUGAU
Molecule: messenger RNA, 556 nt
Organism: Theileria parva strain Muguga
Lineage: Eukaryota; Apicomplexa; Aconoidasida; Piroplasmida; Theileriidae
Exons: 2
Coding region: 312-446 (44 amino acids)
Source: RefSeq, a predicted model, not a curated record